This is a messenger RNA of Epithele typhae, 2061 nucleotides long. RefSeq lists its product as uncharacterized. Gene Ontology annotation, molecular function: nucleic acid binding; metal ion binding. The record is from RefSeq and is a predicted model, not a curated record. The coding region runs from base 1 to 2061 and encodes 686 amino acids. Lineage: Eukaryota; Fungi; Basidiomycota; Agaricomycetes; Polyporales; Epitheliaceae. The transcript is spliced from 19 exons.
AUGGAUGCCUUCCCGAUCUUGCCACCCGGCACUCCCCUCGUCGACAUCCACAACACGUUUGGUGCCGCGUACAUCGGCAGCUUGGCAUCCAUGGGCCUCCUCGGCGCUACCGUCCUUCAGGCAUGGUUCUACUACAACAGCUUCCCGGAGGAUCCCAAAUGGAUCAAGCUCAUGGUCUUCUGUGUUGUAGCUAUCGAGUUUAUUCGGUCGACAUUUACCGCCCACGCCGUCUAUUACUACCUCGUCCUGAACUGGGGCAACGUCCUUGGCCUGCAAGGAAUCGUAUGGAGUUUGAGUUCAAUUGUCAUCACCACCAACAUUGGCGAGCUAUUUGGCCAUCUCUACUUCGCGUGGCGUAUCUAUAUGUUCAGUGUGGGAUGGAUGCGCCCAGUCCUAACCGGCCUUGUGGUCGUCCUCACCUUCUGGAACUUCGGCAUGGGUACCGCGACCUUCGUCAAUCUUGCUCAGGCGACGAACAUCAAUGACUACACCGGUGGGGCUCAGACUGUCCUCGCUCCGUUCGCGCUCGCCACCGCGAUUGCAACCGACGUCGCAAUUGCCGCAUGCCUCGUCUUCCUCCUCAGCCGGACCCGCACCGGGUUCUCGCGAACAAACCGGAUAAUCAACCUGCUCAUGUUCUACGCCAUUCAAGUGGGGGCGAUCACUGUCCUGGCUGAUGUCGCGGUGAUCAUCUUGAACCACUACAUCGACCGGGUCGGGUUCGCGUACAUCGGCGUGUACGCCGUCAUCGGAAACCUCUACGCGAACUCGCUCCUCGCGAGCCUCAACGCGCGCACGGCGCUUAAGAGCAACCUGUCCACCGUGCUCUCCUCCAUGCAGGCCGCGACGGGCCGCUCCCACUCCACCGGCCAGUCGAGCACGAUCCGCUCCGCGGGCAGCCCCAAGAUCACCCCGAACGACCGCGCGAUCCACCUGCAGACAUUCGAGUCCGCCACCGGCGCCGCCGAAGCGUACGCCUACCGCCCCUCGGAGGAGGUCAAGGGCGCGCCGCCGUACGGGCCCGACAGCCGGCGCGGCUCAGAGAACCCUGUGUCGAAGUCUGAAGAUAUAAACCCGGCGCCUCAAUUUCCUGGCUUUGAGUCUUGCAGGUUUUACGCGCAAGGUCGAUGCAACAAAGGGGAAACACGUCCCUUCUGGCACCCUUCAUCUCUACGCCCAACAAUCGAGAGCAUCGUAACCAGCUUUGAGUCUUGUGUCGUUCUCGUCCACAACCUACCCGCUUCCACUUCACACUCCCGGCUCAUCGCCCUGGUGGAACGCUGCGGUGACCUCAAGACCUGCAUCCUCACUCCCGCGCGUGACACCCACUCUCGAGGGUCGGCCCGCAUCGAGUACCUCAACGCCUUCGAUGCCUCGCGCGCCGCCGCCGAGAUCGUCGACAUCGCUGAGCCUUGCCACCCCACCGCACGGCUCGACCUGCGCGCGCGGGAGAGCGGAAAGGCAGUCCUGCAGAGCACCAAGGUCAAGCUCAGCCGGUACGCGCCCACGCGCAUCGCCUGGACGCACUACUCCUCGAUCGCACGGGCCAAGACGGAGGCCGCGCGCAUCAACGGGGAGCCGUUCGACGGGCACCCCGUUCGCGCCUCAUUCCAAACCCCGACACGGAACCAGACGAGGAACUUCCCCGUGGAGAUCAACCUCGACGCCGACGCACCUCACAUCCAGCGGUUCAGCCAGCGGCGGCUCCACGACCUCCUCGCCCGCGCGGGGCCCCUCGAGUCCUUCGAGCCCAUCGAGCCCUCCCCGCAGGCGCACAAGAAGCCGUCGGCGAAGCUCGUCGCCUUCGCGCAGUUCGCGGACCCCGCCGCGGCUGCGCGCGCCGUCGCAAACCUCCACGGCACGCAGCAGCCCUUCCUCCGCAACAGCCAGGUCUUCCUUGAGCCCGUGCACGCGGUCAAGUACGCGCUGCCGCCCGCGCAAUACGUCGCGCUCCGCGCCGAGCUCGACGCGCCGGGCGCGCAGCACGCGACGCACAGGGCGCGCCGGUCCCGCGCGUGUCCGUGCGCGCGUACGGUCCCGACGCGCGUGCGCUGCCAAUAG